Penaeus monodon (black tiger shrimp) is the source of this 1365-nucleotide messenger RNA. RefSeq names its product RNA binding protein fox-1 homolog 2-like. The record is from RefSeq and is a predicted model, not a curated record. Lineage: Eukaryota; Metazoa; Arthropoda; Malacostraca; Decapoda; Penaeidae. The coding region runs from base 38 to 280 and encodes 80 amino acids. The transcript has 3 exons.
CCAACACUUUCUGUCUCAACGGCCCAACAGGCAGGGUAUGCAGCAGCAGCAAAUGCCUACACAGCUGCCCGCGGCACGGGCUUAUGGAGUGGCUGCGGCAGCCGCCCAACCUGCAGCCGUAGCAGCUUACCCUACCAUUGCCGCUGGAUCGAUCUAUUACAGUGCCUAUGCUGACAGGCCCUACCCGGACCCAUACAUCGCGGCUGCAUCCGGAAUUGGACCAGUGGCAGGCUACGGAGCGGUCUACAGAGGCAGCUACAAUCGAUUUGCACCAUACUGAGGACUUCACAUGUGCAUUCAUCAAAUAACAUGACAAUGCUGUUAUCAAUUGCUCAUUAGAGACUAUGUUGGUCUGUGUGACUGUAUAAUUAUAUAUAAAAAAGGACUCUGCUCCCAGCCCUUGACCAUCUCUUGUAGGAAAGUCCCUUAGAGUGUUAUCACAUUGCUUGGCUGGCAGAGUCUGGCUGUCAGUGCGACACACGAGGACCAAGUAUCCCCUGUGGCAGCUCAUUACUGCUUGCUACUUGGGCUCAUCCAAAAUGACAGCUUAUGGUAAAUGAGGCACAGUUACCUGGAUGCCCCCAUGCCAUGGAUCCAUCAGCAGUUGCUUCCAAAGCCUAAGGACUGGUGGCAGAAUGUUGGUGGUUGUGCGAGUGUGUUGUGUGCCAGACCGGAACUGUUGUUGUUUGAAAGGUGACUGUAGUUGAGUGGCAUCCAGUUUGCACAACAACAGAUGGCUGGGGCUGGAAGGUGGUGUGUUGCCAACCACACCAACCUGACCAACACAUGGACUCUGUGCUGUUGUUACCAUUUUCCCUCUACCAUUUUGUAUGAAGGGUCUUGUAGUGAAUUUCUGAACAAUUUGGAAACCUCAGUUCCAACCCAUGUAGGCCAUUUCUGAGUCAGUGGAGUACCAUAAUUUGUUAUGUUGAGAGUAGGCAUGGCCCAUUUCAUACAGCAAUUAUGAAAUGAUAUAGUGCAUUUUUAAUGUAUUCAACGAAACAUUUGACAAGUGUGACUCAUAUAACCUAUACUUGUACAGUGUAUGUUUACACUCUUAAGAUAUACUUGAUAACCAGUUAUGAAUCUCGACUUCUGAUAGCCCUAUUGAUAUUAGCUAUAGAAUCUCAUUUCCUUUAUUACUUCCACUAAGAGUUUUUAAUUUUUCAUGUCUCAGAGUGCACUGUUUGCACUUGCUAUUUCUGAACGUAAAGUUAUUUUAUACAAGGUGCAAUGUCAGAACAUCAUUCAUCCUAAAGGCAUUGUAUUAAGAAUGUUUUUGGUGUUAUAUAGAUUUUUGUAUGAUGCAGAACCCCACAUAUAAGGUCACAUGUAGGUCCUAAGUCACAAAGGGUAUGAUUCUGU